Cryptomeria japonica (Japanese cedar) is the source of this 1606-nucleotide messenger RNA. RefSeq names its product hydroxycinnamoyltransferase. The transcript has 2 exons. The record is from RefSeq and is a predicted model, not a curated record. NCBI's taxonomy places the organism in Eukaryota, Viridiplantae, Streptophyta, Pinopsida, Cupressales, Cupressaceae. The coding region runs from base 127 to 1554 and encodes 475 amino acids.
UCGAGGAUAAUCUGAUUCUGUAUUCAGGAUAAGAAGAUGGACACAUUCAUGGGGAGUGAAUAAACUCCCCAAGCUUUUAUAUCCUCUUAGAAGUUGAUCAACUCUGCAAACUACCUCGUAGAAAUAAUGGAAGAAGCACAAGCACAAGUAAAGGUGCAGAGAAUCUCAAGUGUGGCACCGGUGAUCCCAACAGAGAGGCACCCAAUGUUUCUGGCAAACAUUGAUCUUCUCUGGUUACCAGUCAAUAAUGUUCAGAGGAUUCUCUUCUAUAGAAUUCCACCUGAAAACCAAUACCCUUCAAUAGUGGAGAGCUUAAAGAAAAGCCUCUCCUCAGUCCUGGUGUAUUUCUAUCCAUUGGCUGGACGGUUAGACAAGGGAGAAUCGGGCAGAUUGGAGGUUGACUACAAUGAUGAAGGGGUGGAAUUUGUGGAAGCAUCAAUAGAUAUACCCUUCUCCUUUCUGGAAAGAGAUGGGUUUCAGUAUAUGCCCUUUUUUCAAGACCUUGUCCCCAAGGUCAACCCUUUACAGGACCUGGUCCCCAAGGUCGACCCUUUACAGGACCACAACUGCCCUAGAUCGUUUCUCUCGGUACAAGUUACCUGUUUUCAGGGAGAGGGAAUGUGCAUAGGAACUACCCUUCAUCACAUUAUAGCAGACGGAAAAUCAUAUUGGAAUUUCAUGAAAUCAUGGGCAGAGGUUAGCAGAGGGCUCCCUGUGUCAAACCCUCCUCUGCACAGCAGACAACUCUUCAAAGUAGAAAACAAGAAACCCAUUACUAUUUCCUACAAACCCCAUGAGAUAGAAAUCAAUGGAAUCAAAGGGGCACAAAUUUUCAAGUUUUUACCAGACGAUUUGCAGGCAGUGCAGGAAAAAACAACGAGCGCCGAAGAGACUCAAAAGAUUCUUGAGUUAUGGUUAUGUCAGAAAACAGAAGUAGUAUACUCAACCUUCUGCUUUACAGAAGAGAACAUCAGAGCCUUGAAAAAACAGAGCGGGGCUGUGAGUUCCUUAGUAGCAGUGGCCGCCCACUUCUGGAGAAGCGUGAUGAUUGCUCGUGAAGUGCCAGAUGAAGACCAUGUUAUAUUCAGUGUGCUGGCUGAUUGCAGAGGACGUGUGAAGCCCCCAUUGCCCACCUCUUACUUUGGUAACUGUUUAUCCAUGGGUGUUGUGCGAACAACUGCUAAAACUCUGCUUUCAAACAACCUCUGCUUCGCUGCAGGGCUUAUACAGGAGCUCAUCAAUUCCUGUACCUCAGAAACUCAUAUUAACAAUAUGAUAGACUGGCUGGAUUCUCCUGAUAGCGGUUUUCUGUCUUUAAUUAAUGAAUUAGGAAGUGUUUAUGGCACCAAUGUCAUAAGCUCCCACAGGUUCCCAGUUUAUGAGAUUGAUUAUGGAUGGGGAAGGCCAUUGAAUGUGCUGGCUGCAUCCAUGAAUGAGAAUGGGUCCAUGGUUUUGUUUGGUGCAAAUGAUGGCGGAGGAAGUAUACAUGUCUCCACUCGCCUUCCCCGAGAUCAAAUGGACACCUUAACUCGGCAUGUCUCUGUCUCUCAUUGAUUUUUCUUUUGUUCGAGAGGAAUAGUAAAAGAUUCAAUCUUUCGUUUCUUCA